This is a messenger RNA of Camponotus floridanus (Florida carpenter ant), 2319 nucleotides long. Its product is annotated as putative nuclease HARBI1. NCBI's taxonomy places the organism in Eukaryota, Metazoa, Arthropoda, Insecta, Hymenoptera, Formicidae. The transcript has 6 exons. The record is from RefSeq and is a predicted model, not a curated record. Bases 774 to 1916 code for a protein of 380 amino acids.
UGAUAAACUGACUUGGUUUUUUCUUAAUAUUCUGAAUCCUAAUAAGGGAUCUAGAUUAUUGAACAAAUAAUUUGUUAUUCCUGACUGCUGCCAAUCUACGGUUGGCAAAAAACGGAGGAAGUAUGCGUUUCACCGAGCUCGGAUCGGCUCUUACGGCUUUUCUCGAUAACAAUAACAUAGUUCAGUAUCAUCUUUUGCAUAUCAGUUUUUUAUUAACCAAGGAUAGUUUAGAACAUAUAAUUAUCAUUCUUUAUUCUAUUAAUAAAAAGUGGAAAAACAAUAUUAUUUCGUCUAUACUUGGACGGAGCUUUCAUGCGCGGGGUGAAGAUUUUAGAGGAGGAGCUUUGAGUAUAUAGACAUGGAGGAGGAAUUGCUUGGUUUCCUAUAGACCGAAUAUGUGUUCAAAGUCUGUGCGAGAGAGAAAGGUAUAGAGUGAUAUUCGUCCUCUCUGCGCAUGCAUCAACAUCGCAACCUGUACUACAGUUUUGACGGGUGGCACCCGAUUGACCACGUCGCCAAUUGGCCAAUUCAAAAUAGGACUCUCUCGUUAAUCGUUGCUGCAAUUUUAACGAAAGUUGUAUUCUAUAAUUCAAAUCAAAAUGAUAAUGUCGUUAAAAUUGUCGGUAAGAAACCAAAUUCUGUCGUUAUGCUAUCGAGGAGUCUCAGACCUCACGCCUUAGCUUUAUCGACUCUCUUUGACGCGUAUAUGUCAAUGUGUAUAUUGUUCUUAACCUCACUAAGAAAGUGCGACAAAAAUUAAAAAUAUAAGGAAUAUGGCUGAAGGAUAUUUAGCAUGGAAUUUACUUCUUUUGGAAGAAAGAGUCAGAAUUAUGGAAAGAAAGAUUGAAAGAAGAUUGCUUCGUGAUGCACAAAAUCCUUUUGAACUUCCUAAUAGAGAAUUUUUGGCAGCUUACAGACUUAAUAAAGAAUUACUUAUGGAUCUAACAGAUAUGUUAAGACCACAUUUACAACCACUACGUAGAAAUGGUUUAGCUCCAGAAAUUGCAGUAUUAGUAGCAGUUGAAUUCUUCGCUAAUGGAAGUUACCAAAGACCAGCAGGAAAUCAAUGUGAGUUUGCUUUAAGUCAACCAUCCACCAGUCGUUGUAUACGAAAAGUAACAUGGUUAAUAAAUAGAUAUUUAUUACGACAAUGGAUAAAAUUUCCAAUGACACAACAAGAGAGAACUGCUGCACGAAACAAAUUUGCAAAUGCUCGUCAACCAUUUCCUGGUGCCAUUGGUGCUAUAGACUGCACUUAUAUUAAUCUUCUCGCACCACGUUUACAUGAAGAGGCAUAUGUAAACCAUCAUGGAAAUCAUUCAUUAAAUGUACAAGCAAUAGUCGAUCCAGACUUAAAAAUAUUAAAUAUUAAUGCACGUUAUCCGGGUGCACGACAUGAUGCAUUUAUAUGGAAUGCUUCUCCCAUUAGACAUAUAAUGGAACAUUUUUAUAACAAUGGUGAAAGAAGAACUUAUGUGAUUGGAGAUGAUGGAUAUCCUUUGGAACCCUGGUUGAUGACACCAUUACCUCACUAUCCUCCAUGGAGUCAACAAUUUCAAUACAACGAAAGACUGUGUAAAGCACGAAAUGUUGUUGAAAGAUUUUUUGGAGUAUUGAAAGGAACAUGGAGAUAUCUAUCAUAUCAACGUGUGUUAAUGCAUGCACCUGAAAUUGCCGGACAAAUUGUAAAUGCGUGCGCAGUGUUGCAUAAUAUGCGACAACAUUAUCGACUACCAAUGGAAGAAAAUAAUGAGAUUCUAUGUGCAGCUGAGAACGUAUAUGUUGAAGAUGCAGAAGCAAGAGAAGAAGUAAUGAAUCACAGAGGACCCAGAGCUGUUGCGCAACGUAUACAGAAUCAAAUAAUACAAGAGUGGUUUCCUAAUUAUCGUUCUGCAUUGGAUAACGAAAAUAACUGAAAAAUACUGAAAAUAUUAAUUUGUAUUAUCGCAUAAUUGUAUAAAAAUUAAAUUAGUUUAUCAAUUAAGAAACAUACCUUCUACUUCGCAAUCAACAAACAUUUUAGAAUCAGACAUUCUUUCUAAUACAUAAUCCAAUGGACAAGACAUAUCCUCCAGCACACAAUCGAUCCGUACAAGACGUACAUCUUCCACACAUUUAGAAGUGCAGUUACAUGAAGCUCGACAAUCAUUUAAAAAGAUUGCAGAUAAACAUGCAGAAGCAAUGCGAAUGUUAGCUGAAGCAAUGAAACUUCAAACAUUAUAGAGCAAACGCUUUUCAUUUACAUACAUUACGCCUUAAGUCGUAGAAUAUAAAAUAAUGGAAAAAAUAAAUUUAUAAAACUAAUAUCAAGCAACAAAA